AAAACACACGUGUCUCCUGUUAUCUACUUAUUGUUUAAAUUUCAUUGUCUAUCUACCAACUGCGGACAAAGAAAAUUUGAAAUAUUGAGCGAGAUUCAUUUUGAGUGAAUCGGAAUUAAAAUUUUUAAAGUUCGAAAACCUCUGGUUGAAGUUUGUAUAGUUGACAUCUCAAUCGUAGAGUAUUGUUAGGUGUGUAAGAAAUAGCUCAUUGUUAUUAGCUACGUGGACUUUCUGAAAAUUAUCAAGUUGACCCCGAAAUCGCAGAGUCGUACCAAGUGUGUAUAAUUAGAAAAAUCAGAGAUGAUGAACUUGGUGAAAAUAGCCAUCGCUUCUUUAUUAGUAUCGACAUUUAGUGUGAGUUGCGUGAAGAUACAGAAACGCGACACUUCAAAUUUACCUCGUCCCGAUAUAUCUAACUUCCCUAGAAACAAGCCGAACUUCCCUAGCAACAAUCCAAACUUUCCUCGUCCGGGUUUCCCGACCAAUGAUGGAGCAAACAAUUUUCCUGAUAUGGAUGGAAUCCUAGAUGGACUACCGGAUAUAAAAAAUAUCAUGGACAAAUUCCGAAAUAACCCAAAUUUCGACUCAUCCAAUUACCAAGAUGUUGUGAACGCCUUGGUCAAAGAUCCUAAAUACCAAGACUUUUUGAAAGAGUUCAACCCUCAAAGUCCGAACGACAUCAGCCUUGAAGAUUUGGACAAAAUUUUGAACAGAAUAUCGAACAUUCAAAAUGUUGGCUUUCAAAAUGAUCAACGAAUUUUGACUAGUGAUUCUAGUCGAACUGUUGUUGCUAUGGGAUCAGUUGUUAUAGUUACCGUGACGUCAUUAUUUAUGUUGUUAUAGAAACUACAACUUCCGUUACAUCUCCACAGAAACAUUAUUCAAGACGAGGCUGGUUCAACUGUUUUCAUUGGUAGGCCUAUUCUGAUUCGUCCAUUUGAAAUAAUUUUGAUCAAUCAGACCUGUUAAUUUAGCUAGUUCUUUUGUAAUGGCCUUUUCAUUUAGUGCAAUAUGUGAACAAUUUGUUUAACCUUAAAUAUCCAAUUUUAUAGACAUUUUUCUUUUGUUUUAUAUUUCUUGUAUUUUGUUGUAAUAAAUCACUUUUAUAUUCUG
This is a messenger RNA of Lottia gigantea (owl limpet), 1113 nucleotides long. RefSeq lists its product as hypothetical. NCBI's taxonomy places the organism in Eukaryota, Metazoa, Mollusca, Gastropoda, Lottiidae. The record is from RefSeq and is a predicted model, not a curated record. The transcript is spliced from 2 exons. Bases 301 to 843 code for a protein of 180 amino acids.